CGAGUUAUCGUUCUUCCAUAGAAACGCAAAGCGUCGAUUAGACCGAAAUGUGAAAGAUAUAUUAAUGAUAUAUGAUUGAUAAUAGAAUUUCAUAGAAGUGACUGAGGAGAAAGUUGAAGGGAAAUGGCAGCCAUUCUGCGGAGUGCUGCGGCAAAUGUCGCUAACCGCGGCCAGCCGAGUACCUUUUACAACAAGGACAAAAACAACCCCGUGUUCCAAUCCCUGGAUCAAGAGAUCAAAAAGUUUAUGGGCUAUAUGAGGAAAAGAAAUGCACCCGGAUACAAAAAGCCAGACGAAGAACCUUCAUCAAGAGCAUCUGACACCUUGUUUGAGCUGUGGAACAAGUAUGAACCCAAGCUUCCCAAAGAGUACUACCAGAGCAAGCUGAUAGAAGUGGGAGACUUCCUUGUGUUAGUGAAGGAGUACAGUAUUGCCCUGUGGCAGUGCUAUGACAGAUACCUGAUGCACUUCGGUAACCUGAAUGUCGAGGAAAUCACUGAUGUUGAGGCCUUCAAGAAGAUCUUCUUUCCGGGAGGAUUUGAAUCCGAUAAUGCAGGCCUCACUUUCCGGGCCCUGAUGGGUAAGAGCAUCAGUAUGUACCAGAUGGUGAAGGCGGCCGACCCCAAGCUACAAAACAAGCAGUCGGUGGAGAGGUGUGUCCUCAUCCUGAAUUUCCUCCGUCUCGUCAUGCAGGUGGUGCUCCCCAAGGAGACCCUGUGCUGGCUCGUCUAUAAUGGUACGGUCCACAUCUACAGUAUUUCCCGCCAUCUGAUGUCACUCGGACACUCAGCAAGGACCCUGGAGUACCUGCUGUGGGCCAGUAUGUGCAUGGAGACCUCUGUCCCCCUCCUGGCCGUUAAGUACCUCCCCUGGAGGUCCACCCUUUACACCGCUGUCUGUCAGUGCUACUUCGACUGCAAGCAGUCCCAGCAUGCGGAGGCCUUUGCAAGAAGAGGGCUCGCCAAGAUCAAUGAGCUCAGUAACCUAGAGAACCUGAGUAGCUCCGUGGAAACGCCUCUCUCUGAGAUCACUUUCAGGACGGCCACAGUCAAGAUGGCUGUCAUGGUAUUCAAGAGAUCUGUGUACGAAACCAGGCGGAAACCGAAGGCUUUACUGAGACCCAAAACUCGAGCCAACCUGAAGGAAGCCUCCCAUCUGACCUGGCCCCGCACACCCUCGGAGAAGUUGAUGGCUGACAUGUUUGAGGGGAGCGCAGCCCAGUUCCUGUGUAUUCUGGAGAGUCUGACGGACACCAACCGCCGGAUCCUCCUGACUGCACCCCCCGCCUCCGACUCCGAGGUAGAGAUACUGGAUGUGUACGCCGAGCUGUUCAUGGCGGGACAGGAGAUCCUAGCAGGGGGCGGAGGUCACCGGGGGUCAUCCAUCAAGCCAACCAGUAGUGUCCACAUCCCGGCCCUGGCUGGAAUAAUGAAGGACGCCAGCAUCAUGGACAUGGCCUCCAAAGGUGAAGAUGGUUGUUCCAUUGAGGGAGCCAUCCGUCUGGUGAAGCUGGCCUACAGCUUUGAGCAGUGGGAAGUGUUUGACUCUCUGAUCGAGAAUGUACUCACUUACAUCAGGAUCUUGAAUGACAACAAAUUCAGCUGGGAUGAGAAAGCAUUAGAACUUCUGUUGGCCAUGGAGAAAGUCAACCCCAGCAGACGUCACAAGCGGAACAUGACGUCUGUUGUCGACGAUGUAGAGAAAGACGGAGCACAGACUGCGGAAACCAAAACAGCGCCGGAGUCGCAAGCAGCCACCUCUGCUAGGUCGUUCAAUGUAAGCGAUGAUCUAACACAAGUCGCGGAGGUUAUGAUGACCAUUGUCAACGGACCAUUUGUGCCCUCUAAGAUUGAGGUAGACAUGGUUGUAGAUGCCGCACUAUUUCUGUGGAGCAAAGCCAAAUCCAUGUUCCAGAAACACCAGUCCGGUUCAUCCGAAAACCCCAAGUACCUCCAGAAGAUGGAGAACCCAAACAAGUGGGUCUACAUCCUGGACGUGGUACACAAAGUCCUGUGUUGGUGUGGGAUCAGCAGCGUGGACCCCGCCCUCACCGCGGAGGUCGUCCUCAGGCUCGCCCUUGUGUUUGAGAGCAGCGCCCACAUGGACGAAGGAUUUUUGCGAUCUAAGUUAGUUACCCAGAGUUCCAAGUUUUCUCCGGACGAGGAGAGCACAAUGACGUCUUUCCGUUUGUCCAGCACGCGUGAGGGAACGUUCGCCCUGCGUGGUUCCAAGAUGUCCCUUGAUGAGGCCGCACAGGAAGGAAGCCAGCACCACCUGGUAUCACGCACAUCCAUGUUAUCCUCCUCCAUGUUGAAUGUCAACCCUCGCUUACAGCUGCUGCAGGCUCGCGAGAUCCUGGAACUUGGUCUCAAGAACGUGUCAUACGCUCGCCAGGCUGUCGCUCUUAGUGACGGCAAGUCCAUCGCUGACGUCAGUUGGGCCAAGUUAGAGGAGCAUCAAACGAUGCCUCCCAAGAGAGCUCCUACCAACCUGGAUCUCACUGAUGCUAAGAGCAUUACAAGUGACUUGUUAAGUCUGGAUAUACAGGAUGAGGUAUUCAGCCCAGAGCCCCAAUCCCAGAGGGACACAAACAGGACUGAGGGAGUCAAGUCAGCCGAGGAGGGGGAGGGAAAGCAAGAGGCCCCACCCCCGGAGGAGGGGGGCAAGGGGUCAGCCACUGCGGUGUGGAACACAAUCAAGGACCUCCACCUGGAGCUGAUCCUGAUGUACCAUCGCGUCUGUCUCAAGCUGGCCUCCAUGGGUCCGGACCCCGCGGAUAAUGUACCCAAACCGUUCAAGAGGAAGGACCUCUCUAGACAGGAGAGUGUGACGGAGUCGAGCCCGGCCUACAUUGAGGACUACAAGGAGUUACUGGGGGGCUGUAAGAAGAACUACCUGUCCAAGGCCCUCCUUUACAUGCAGAAAUCUCUCCUCCUCAGUACCCCGGGGAUCACCACCACAGAGCAGAAAGGCCUGCUGCAGGAGGCGGUCAACAUGAUCCAGAAAGGUCAGACAGAAGAGAAGAGGAUCUACAUGGAGAACACGAACGUCCCCGAGGUCGCUGACGGCCCCCGCAAGGUGCCCCCUCCCCCCAUACUGCUGUGUCGCACCGACACCAUGAUGGUCUUUAAGCCCGCCCCCUUCUGCUCUGAGGACGGACAGGAGGUUGCCUGGUAUCGGAUCUUUGCAAGGUCGUCCUCUGGCAGUAAUGUCAAGGUCAGGCUGAACGACUAUUACUUCCCCGGGACUGGAGAGGAGGUUCCCAGCUACAGAUGUGAACUUCGUGUGUCGGGACUUCAGCCAAACGAGCGUUAUGUGUUUGCAGUGGCUGCGUACAACUCAGAUGGUCAGCUGAUCGGGGGCGGGGUGGGGGAGAGCUCCAAACCUGUCCUAGCCUCCCACCCCCUCCCAGUACUCAUGACCUGGGGAUUCCUCAGUCAGAUAGCAUACCAGGUUGGUUGCUAUGACAUCGCCCGCCAGGCCUGUGAUGUCUUGUGGGGACACUUCAUUGCCAAACCCCCGGCUCCACAGACUGCGACCUUCACCUCUAAGUCAGAGGGAGCGUUCAAGGUCACUCUAAUGAAGUUGAACCAGAAGAUCGUGUGUGUGUCGUCCCCGGUCCUGCUGAGACAGUUUCUGACCAGUAUCUUCAUCAGCGUGGACAUGAGUGUGAAGGAGGGCGAACUGUUCUGUGAUGUGGUCUGUGACAAAGGACCCCUCCUGUCUGGACAGAUGAGGCGGCUCCGUGAAUGUGAGCGGAUGCUGGUGGCCCUGGAGUUGGCUGGGUGGCUGAAUGAGGCUAACCUGGCCCUGCAGGCGGUGGUGCAGUGUUACGGACUGCUGGCACCACUCAUCUUCUACAAGAUCCCCUCAGUGGCAGUGGUCCAGGUGUUACAACGGUGCCAUGUGGUGCUACAGGAGAUCCCGGCUGGCCUCAGACAGAAGAGACAGCAGAGUAUCGCGGACAGUCUCCACCACAUGACGGCCUGUAUCACAUACAGCAUGGCCAAGGUACUGAGGUCAUGGGGCCACAAACAGCUGGCCAACAACAUCAACGAGGCGGGGCGACGCCUACUGGCUCUGGAGGGGGAAGACCCCAAGGACAAGAAACACAGGGAGAAGGAGGCGACCGACCUCACAGAGAAAGGGGCCCUGUCCGGGGGAGAAACCUCGGCCGACGAAAAAACCGACGCCUCAGACUCAUUGCCACUGCACGCGCUCAAACGAAAGAGGGCCAAGCGAGCGGGGGUAGGGGCAGGAAAGGAGGAGCCAGAGGGUCCAGCCAAUGAGGAGCUGAAGGCUCUGGAGGCUCAUAUGCUGAGUCUGUCCAAGCAAGCCCAGUAUGAACAUGAGUUGUCUGGGUACGAGGAUCCCAGCAUCCUCCACGCCUACAUCGCGUACCUGCCCAGUAAACUGGCAUAUAGAGAGGUGGUCAAGUUCAAGCGUCGUCAGCGGUACCUGGAGUUCUUUGUGCAGGUGGCCCAGAAAGCCCUGACGGAGGGGAUGGCGACCCAGGUGAUGGACUGGUGUGAGGACACCUCAUCGUGGCUCACCAAGAGGAACGAGCAGAUCAUUGGGAUGCGACAGUACCUGGGGAAACAGCCGGGGGUGGUCACCGUAUCCGGGGACGACCCCAAGAGAUUCGCUGCUGCCAUGGUGGAGUACACGAAAGAAAAGGAAAUGACAACCCCUCGGGUUCCAGGAUCCAAAAUAGCUGCUGCCAAAUCUAGCACCACCAAACCAAGGCGCCGCCGACAGUACAGGCCUGUGAUGGUGAAUACCACAAUGACGGACGCUCAGCGCCACGCCCAGGAGGAGGCCGAACUCAAGGCCAUCGAGACGUUUUCCACCUACUUCCCGGACAUGUUUCGGCAGUGGCACAAAAAGAGGAAGCUCAGGAAGAUGACCGUCGAUGAGUUGCCAUGGCGAUGCCAGCUGGUGCUGCUCCAAGGAAUGAGUCAUUUUUCGGCAUUCCUACAAAGACUGGAAACUCGGGACAAAGUUCUGGGCACCUCAAACAUGUACAGGACAAACUUCCUUGAUGAGGAAUGGUUUGGGUAUGAGACAGCUGGUACCCUUGUUGUUGGUUGGGAAGGAGGACCAGCUAAGCCCGUGGAGCCUCGAGGUGGGAAGAGACUAGAGGAUGAGGAGGAGGCAGAGUUAGCCCGCCUCCACACCUCCAGACUGGACCCCCUGGACCUAGCGGAGCACGAGAGCCGCCCGAAAACCACGGCCACCGGGAUAGAGAUCGCCGCCGCCUUAGCUACAGGAGAGAUUCCAGAACAGCUGAUUGAAGGAGAUUCCCCCCAUUUGCCUGGUUCUCAGUCCCAGACUGAGAGGACAGAGGGUACCAGUACCCAGGGUACCAGUACAGAGGGUACCAGCCAAGAGGGCAGUGCUCCCCCUCCCAUGUACUUCUACCCCCCGGAGCAGGAGGAUACCCCUAGGACCUACCGUUCGGACGCCAGUAACGUCCCUGUGGCCCCCAAACACACCCAGAGGGAGAUGGACAGCGUCAUCAUAGCCUCCCGGGAAAUCACAGAGUGUCUGACCAAGACGUUCAGCCAUUACAAGAAAGCCAUUAUUUUGGCCCACAGAGGUCAGCACUGGACUUUGCUACAGAACUCAUGUCGCACCAUGUGGAACUGUGCCCACACUGCCCUGCUGCGGGCGAUCGGGCCAGAGGACGGACUACUCUCCAUAGACAACCUGCGAGCCAUUGUCUGGUUCCCGAUGUACACCGCCUCCGAUUGUCUGUUGGACAUGCUGGUCCAUCUACAGAGUGACCUAGAGAAACACGCCGAAAAGGCAAAGAGCAAGAACCGUAAGCUGGGAGAUUUAUUUGAGACGUGGACUGGUGACAUCACAGAGGAGAAGGGCGGGGCCAGUCUCAGGUUUGAGACCCCAUUGGACGAUUCCAGCGUGUGUGACAUUCGGUUUGUGUCUCGCUUUGUGCUGCGAGUCUUGGAGCUGUUGUUCUAUGAACAGAAGUGGGAGAAGCUGGUGGAUAUUGCCAUGAGGUUCAGUGGACUCACCAAUGACCGUUAUGCAGAGCAGGUGCUUCCAAUCCUCAUCCAGGCCCAGAGACAGAUAAUGGCCCUGCUGGAAGAGCUGGGGGGAGAGGCACCCCCACAGAAGCACUACUGUGAGCUGAUGCAAAGACUGGGGGGAGUGGUCACCUCCAAGGAGUACCUCCACACCCAGCUCACCCUGGUCAUCGACCCCCACUCCCUCCCCAAGAUACCCCCAGGGGCCGCCAUUGAUCCCAUUGGGCACGGAAUUUAUACAGUGAAGGACGGUCAGAAGUCGGUGUCCGUCCCACUGGAUGUCCCGCUCAGUCUCCAGACUCUGCGGGAAGUCCUGGAUAAGUCCCAGUACACCUGUCGGGCCCUCCACCACAGCCGGAAACUCCUGAUCCUCUAUCUGGCCGGACAGCAGAACACUGGAGAGGGCUUCCUGAGCCGCCAAGUGUCCAGGGUGGAGUUUAUCCCGACCACCGCCAAACCACAGCCCACUAUGCCCCCGGACAUCAGCCGCGACGAGUUCCAGGACAUGAAUGAUGUCCUAACGACUUGUAUGCCCCGGUCACAGUUAGGAACGGUGAUCUCAUCAUAUGAGAAAACCAUAGCCAUGCUGUUGGCCAAGAACCAGAGAAGUCAGGCAGCUCAAGCCAUGCAUGAACUGGGGAAUCUCCAGUACCACGCCUCAAACAUCAGGGGAGCGUACAAGUGGUGGGCGGAGUCACUGGACCACACCCUCCGCACGACGGACGCCCUGCACACCUGGAGAGAGAUGAUGAAGGACAGCACAGACAUCAGCUCCGACCUCCUGAAGAAGUGUGGGCUGUGGGGAUGUCUCCUUGGGGGCGUGCUGGCCUCCAACAUAGCACAGUACAUAUUGACCUCUGACCUGGGACUCCGAAUGGAGUGCUGUUUCCUGUCCGGAUAUUUCUUCAAGGCCCUGUUCCGUACCUCUCUGCCCCACCCCCGGGCGGACAGAGACUAUGCCCUGUAUGAGGUCGGUGAGGGGUGUGAGGUCACUAAUCUGGUUCCUGGGCUUGACUUGCUGUCAGAGAAGUUCCGCUGUGAUGGGAGACAGCUCAUUGCGGCCAUACGCUGGGUGACCGAAGAACUUGCCAGGGGCAAACACAACCUGUUUGUUUUGCCAUUGCUGACCUUGAACCAAUACUUAACAACCUUCGUGUGUCGUGACCUCCAGAGGUCAGUGGAUGGGCGUGUCCUGAAGGUCCGUGUGCUCACUGACCUGCGGCUGUUUAAUGAGGCCUUCAUCACACUCCAGCGACUUCUCCAUGGAGAGAGGCUUCCACAAACUGGCGACAGUCACUUCCGACAGACCGAGUCCAAGAUGAGCUCACUCAAGUUCAACACUUCCAAGCCGAUCACCGAGCCUGUCAAUCUCAGGGUUCUAGAGAUGGUCCUGGACAAGCGGUUAUCCUCCAGCCUGGCCACCCUGUAUGGGCCCCACAUGACCUGUCACCUGUCCCUCGUACAGGCCCACCUGUUUGUGUCCAUGGCCGACACCAUCCCUGUCAUCCCCAAAAUGGAGGAUGUCAUUUUGGCGGAUGGACAGAAGGACCUGAAGCCGUUCACCAUCAGUACCAUCUCCCGCGGGGGACUGGGAUCUAAGGGGGUGAAGCUGUCAGGGACCGGUAGUAGCGGGGCGCGGCGGUCCACUCGAUCCUCCACAGACACCAGAAAGGAGGAGGGAGGAGAAGAGGAGGAAGAGGAACAUCACAGUGGUCAUGUGACCAAGCGCUUCACCCAGAGUAAGAAGCCGCUGACCCUGGAGCUGAUCAAGGGGACGCUACUCACCAUGGCCGACCAGAUGGUGACCACUAUUGCGGAGGUCAUCCUCGAGAACGCCGAGCACGACAAAGCAGGUCUGGAUGCUCUCCCGGCGGCAGAGCUGGAGUUGGUCGUUCUGUGUAAACACCAGCAGGCUGCCAUCUCUCUACAGAAACAGCACGCUCCAAUGGCUGCCCGAAUCAUCCUGUCAGCCCUCAAACUGCUCAAGAAAUCGCAGCUCUUCAAACCCCGCAAGGAAGCCCCUAUAACCAAGAGAGAUGAAACGGUCGAUGUCAAGGGCAGACCAUCCUCUCUGAAAGGAGUGGGGCCCAAGAAGGACUCCCACACCAAUGUAAAGAUUGUCCACCCACAUAACAGUCAGUUCCAGUACCAGAACUUCCAGAGCCGGUCACGCUUGGACGCUCGGCUGUGGUUAGACUGUCGCCAAGCACUCGUCAAGUGUUUGAUGAUGGAGAUCCGAAGUCUGGGAGAGAUUAAGGAUCCUGAGACCAAAGUUCUCCAGGAGCUGGCUGACUGCCGCCAGUACUGUAUUGAGGGUCUGGGGGAGGCAGAGGCUUGCGGCGACAUAGAGAUGCAGGCCGAGUUCUUCCUCCAGGGGGCGGUCCUCAACAUCACCGAGGGAAAGAGUCUGGAGCACACCCUGUCCUUGCUGCAGGAUGCAAUUCAGCUGCUACAGAAGAUUCCCAAGCUGUCAAUCCCCGGGGAGCAGCUUCUGACCCGAGCCCUGGUCCUGAGGACCGACCUGGAGGCCAUCACCAGGGAGGAUGACACUGUGCUGUUCACAGAACGCACACUCGACCAGUACAUAGAGGCUCAGAACAUAGUACUCACUCAGUUGGAGCGACUAGGGGAGACCAUUGAGCACUACUACCCUGACCAGAUGGCUCAGUUCUCUGCCCCUGUGAGUCCCAUGAAGAACAUCUACCUCCCCCAGCUGUCACAGCUGGUCCAGAUCAAACUGAGGGUGGGGCACGCCAUCGGUAGGAACGCCGCCAAGUACAUCCGCAGCGGGUGUGACAAGGAUCCCGCCCAGCUGUGGACCGGAGCCCUGGGGGUGCUGAUGACCGCCAAGGAACUCUCCCAGGCCAUCAUCACCCGAGAGGCCAACCUCGAGGCUGAAAUACUGCUCAACCUAGGAAAGGUACAGCGUAUGUUGGUAUACCAUGGGAAGUUCCCACCCAGGAAAGCAGUGGAGACUCUGAUAGAGGCCAUCACCACCAGCUUUAACAAUGACCAUGACCUGGGACUGAUGAGACAGGCCUAUCUGGAGAUUGCCCUGGUGUAUCUACAGAGUUCUGGACUGAUUGCUCUGAAGGAGAACAAUGCCCUGGAGUUGGUGACAGAAACACAAGAUCCGGAGACAGCUAGUGCCAAAACAGACAGCUCCAGAAAAACCAAGUCCUGGAAGGAUUCUCCAUCUCCAGAGAAGAGUAAGAAGGACCGCCUGAGCAGUAGGACCAAGUCCAGUAAGAGUGACGAGGUGGGCGACCAGGAGAAGGAGCGCCGCGCGGCGUGGCUUGCCAUACGGAGUGCUGCCGCGGUGACGGAGGCCCAGAGAGCCAGGAUGUUGCUGACGGGAGACGUCAGCGUCACCUCACAAAAACUCACCGACUCCGCACAGGAAAACAUCCCUGACUUUGUGGCGCUUGAUCUUGUCAGUGCUUAUGUGUUAGGGGAAAAGAAGAAGGUUUAUAAAAAUGAGAUAGAGGAGGAGUUAGCUCCCCUGAUAGAAGCCCAGGAAGUAAAGAAAGUAGAAACAUACGAUGAACAGGUGAACCGCGCCAAGCAGGGUGCGCAGGACCUGGGCUGGAUCCACUUCCUAGGUUACCAGACAGUCUUACAGCGACUGUGUAGUACCUCCACAAUCUCAGCCUCCAGCAGUAAAUCUGACCCCAACCCCCAGGACAACGCUGACCCUGGUGACCUUGGGCCAGACUUUGACCUUGGGUUCAUCAGUCACGCCCAGUGUGACACCACAGUGAACCAUGAUGUGGUGCGCUCAAUGCUGUUUGGUGGGGUGUGGUCACGACGGACCGCCAAGCUCCACACCUACCUAGCAACCCAUCUACAGGUGUACAGUGACCGGUGCUGUGCUGUGUAUCCCCCCGCUGCUCUCAGCCUGCCCACUGUAGCCACUGUCAAGUUUGAUGGGAGUGUCUUGUACAAGUCAUACACCCAGAACCUCACCAUACCUGCAGAUCAGGAGGAGGCGAUACAGACAGCUGAUCAGGGUGCCAUCGGCAAGGCUCCGCCCCCUCCGGGCUCCAACCUGGAGCAGUACCGACCCCCUGACAAAAGCGUCACCACCCCCUCAGAAACAGAGGUCGCCAUCCAGUUCUACCAGCCGUCCCUCGAGGAGAAUGACCCCCAGAGACCUGAAGCUGUGGGCCCUGACUCCCGAAUCCUUCUUCUGUAUGCUUUGUCCAAUAAGAAGGUCAAUCAGCCAGGUCUGCAGUGGGUGACCUUGUCCCAGCUCAACGACCUUCACGACAGGUUAGCCUUGCUGGCUCAGAGAGCAGAGAUUUCACUGCAGGAGAAAGAGAAGAAGUCUCGCGACCCUGUGACCCCCUCCCCCACCCCCACUGCUAAAGUCAAGAAGACCCAGAGGAUCAAAGCACUGUCCCCGAAAGUCCAGAGGGAUGAACAACUUGAGGGUUUACUGAAGCAGUGUGUGGAUGAUGUGACCACCAUACUUGGUGUCCUUACAGACCAGGCGGAGACCGCCAGCACCGCCGGAGACAUUCCCUUUGAGGUCAGUAGACAGAACAUUCGGAAUCUGGAGGGGCUGUUUGACCCCGGAUUUGGAUUCAUUCUCCGCGGAACAGACAUGGUGACCUGGCUGGUUAAGCUGUUAGCACAGCAGUAGGAACCAGACAAAGGACCAAGGACCAGAUUAAUUAACAUUUAAUAAACAUAUUACACAGACCCGUACCAAAAUAUCUCUUAAAUAAAAAGUGGAUUACUAUUGUCAAAUUUGGGACUUUAAUCCAGGAAAAGAGUUGGAUUUAUUUCCAUAAAUAUCUGUAAAAGUGUACCCAUUCUUUGUAAGCAUAUCUUACGAUAAAUUUCGACCUAAUACUGAAAACUACAGAGACAUAUUUAUCAUGAUAAAUUAUAGAUAUUUGAAUUUUACAUAAGAAGUAUACAUUGUACUUCUAUACCAUAACUGUUAGCUUUGUGAAAAUGAGACUCCGUCCAAUGUUUAUUUCAUGGAAUUAUUUAGAACUAGUUUGAUUUAAUCUGUGAUAUUAAUAUUUUUUGUGUUUUAGAUUUAUAUAUCUUGUUUGAAGUUUUUCUUUAAAAUGUUGACAUGUUUUAUGUACAAGUAACUCUGACCUGUUCUUGUAUGUUUGAGUAUUCUGGAAGUAAGAGCACUAAAUAAAGCAUGUUUUAUGUACAAGUAACUCUGACCUGUUCUUGUAUGUUUGAGUAUUCUGGAAGUAAGAGCACUAAAUAAAGCAUGAUAUUCCACGA
Magallana angulata is the source of this 11300-nucleotide messenger RNA. Its product is annotated as cilia- and flagella-associated protein 54-like. Gene Ontology annotation, molecular function: protein binding. The record is from RefSeq and is a predicted model, not a curated record. The transcript has 68 exons. Lineage: Eukaryota; Metazoa; Mollusca; Bivalvia; Ostreida; Ostreidae. Gene Ontology annotation, biological process: cilium assembly. Bases 124 to 10692 code for a protein of 3522 amino acids.